Molecule: messenger RNA, 4449 nt
Organism: Puntigrus tetrazona (Sumatra barb)
Lineage: Eukaryota; Metazoa; Chordata; Actinopteri; Cypriniformes; Cyprinidae
Gene: ndst1a
Product: N-deacetylase/N-sulfotransferase (heparan glucosaminyl) 1a
Exons: 16
Coding region: 485-3109 (874 amino acids)
Cellular component (GO): Golgi apparatus
Molecular function (GO): deacetylase activity; heparan sulfate N-sulfotransferase activity
Source: RefSeq, a predicted model, not a curated record
GCCCUCUGCCGCCGAGCGCGCGCGACGCGUCGGGUCAGCGCACGUGAGUUUCCCCUCAGCCGGCGUCCGUCGGUUCGCUCGCGCGCGCCGCCCGAGACGCACGCAGAACGGAGCGGGUUUACCGGAAUACGGUCGGAACGGCGUCGCGGGACGAGCGUUUCCCCGGACGAGCGCCGAGGAGCCCGGGUCCGCCGUGAAUCAGGUGUGUAGGUGUCCAGUGGGAUACUACAGCAAUGACUGUGUGUCAAUCACAGCAGCGGUUCGUGACCAAUCAAAAGUGGAUAGGGCGGAGCCAGUUUGAUGACUGACAGGCGAGACUUCCACUCCAAUUCUGAGCCCAGCCCCCUCUCUUCAGCUCAGCGAUGGUCACAUAGAAGCACAGACACAAUUCUGUUGCGCUCCUUUCACAUCUCAAUCAUGUAGACUGAACUUUAUCUAUCGGUUUUCCUUCCUUGGGCUGUGUGUUUGUAUUUGUGUGUGUGUGAUGCUCGGCGCGCUCCGCCUGCGCCGUCUCGUUCGCCAGGUGCCGCUAGAGACCAGCUUCAUCUUCCUCUUCCUCCUGUGCGCCCUCAGUGUCUUCCUCUCUUCCUACUUCCUGUUUGUCGUCAAACGAGAGCUGGAGCCGUCGCUCGCAGCGGGACGCGCCGCCGAUGACCUCUACGUGACCCCAAACCGGCCCCUCCCAUUCCUGUCCGGAGCGGGCGGGAUGCCGUGGUCCGACGGCUCUCGGACGGAUCCGGUCGUGCUGGUGUUCGUGGAGAGUCCGUAUUCUCAGCUCGGACAGGAGAUCGUGGCCAUCCUGGAGUCGGCGAGGUUUCGCUACCGGACGGAAAUCUCUCCCGGAAAAGGAGACAUGCCCACAUUAAUGGACGGAAAGCGGGGCCGCUUUGUGCUUAUUGUUUACGAAAACAUCUUGAAGUAUGUGAACAUGGACGCCUGGAACAGAGAGCUGUUGGACAGAUACUGUAUCGAGUUUGGAGUGGGAAUGAUCGGCUUCUUUAAGGCCAAUGAGAACAGUCUGCUGAGCGCGCAGCUGAAAGGAUUCCCGUUGUUCCUGCGCUCCAACCUGGGUCUGAAGGACUGUACGGUCAACCCUAAAUCCCCUCUGCUGCACGUCACACGAGCACCACAGGUGUUUAGUGGUCCUCUCCCCGGGGACGACUGGACCGUCUUCCAGUCCAAUCACUCCACCUACGAGCCGGUUCUGCUGGCUAAAACCCGCUCGGCCGAGAGCGCUGGACUCAUGCACACGUCCGUGGUUCAGGAUCUUGGCCUUCACGACGGCAUCCAGAGGGUUCUGUUCGGACACAACCUCUCCUUCUGGCUUCACAAGCUGGUGUUUGUGGACGCUCUGUCCUUCCUCACCGCUAAGAGACUGUCUCUGUCCCUCGAGCGCUUCAUACUGGUGGACAUCGAUGAUAUAUUUGUGGGAAAGGAAGGGACCAGGAUGAAGGUGUCAGAUGUGAAGGCGCUGGUUGAAACUCAGAAUGAGCUGCGGAAGUCGAUUCCAGAUUUCACUUUUAACCUGGGCUUCUCAGGGAAGUUCUUCCAUGCAGGUACUGAUGAGGAGGAUCGGGGUGAUGAUCUGCUGCUGUCGUACGUUGAUGAGUUCUGGUGGUUUCCUCACAUGUGGAGUCACAUGCAGCCGCACCGCUUCCAUAACCAGAGUGUGUUAGCAGAGCAGAUGAUGCUGAACCGCCGCUUCGCUGAGGAUCACUCCAUCCCGACUCAGCUGGGUUAUGCAGUGGCUCCUCAUCACUCCGGCGUGUAUCCUGUCCACAUCCAGCUGUACGAGGCCUGGAAGCGUGUGUGGGACAUCAGAGUGACCAGCACCGAGGAGUACCCACACCUCAAACCCGCUCGGUUCAGACGCGGAUUCAUCCACCGUGGCAUCAGAGUUUUGCCCAGGCAGACGUGCGGUCUGUUCACACACACCAUCUUUCAUAAGGAGUACCCCGGCGGGCCGCAGGAGCUGGAGCGGAUCAUUGACGGAGGGGAGCUGUUCCUCACUGUCCUGCUCAAUCCUAUCAGCAUCUUCAUGACGCACCUGUCGAACUACGGGAACGACCGCCUGGGUUUGUUCACCUUCAGACGUCUGCUCGACUUCCUGCUCACCUGGACGCACCUGAAACUACGGACCCUCCCUCCGCUGCAGCUGGCCGACAAAUACUUCCAGAUGUUCCCGUCUGACGCCGAGCCGCUCUGGCAGGACCCCUGUGAGGAUAAAAGACACAAAGACAUUUGGUCCAAGGAGAAAACCUGUGACCGGUUCCCAAAACUGCUGCUCAUUGGCCCUCAGAAGACAGGAACGACGGCUCUCUAUCUGUUUUUGGGGAUGCAUCCUGAUCUCAGCAGUAACUACCCCAAUAAAGAGACGUUUGAGGAGAUUCAGUUCUUCAGCGGUCACAAUUAUCACCGGGGCAUUGACUGGUACAUGGAGUAUUUCCCCCUCCCGUCCAACAGCAGCUCGGAUUAUUAUUUUGAGAAAAGUGCCAGUUAUUUUGAUUCAGAUGCAGCUGCGGUCCGAGCCUCAGCGCUGCUGCCCAAAGCCAGAAUCAUCACGGUCCUGAGUGACCCUGUGGACCGAGCCUACGCCUGGUACCAGCAUCAGAGAGCACAUGUUGACCCUGUGGCUCUGAAAUAUUCUUUCCAUGAUGUCAUCACGGCAUCCCACAAUGCACCUGUGAAGCUGCAGAUCCUGCAAAAGCGUUGUCUGGCUCCAGGAUGGUACGCCACACACCUCUCCCGCUGGCUCCAGCACUACCACCGCGACCAGAUUCUGGUUGUGGAUGGUCAGACAUUGAAAACGGAGCCAGCAUCCGUCAUGGAGAAGAUCCAGACAUUUCUGGGUUUGGAGAAUCGAGUCGAUUACCAUAAAAUUCUAGCGUUUGACCCCAAGAAAGGCUUCUGGUGUCAGCUGCUGGACGGAGGAAAGACCAAGUGUUUAGGGAAGAGUAAAGGACAGAGAUACGCAGACAUGGACAUACAAUCUCAGGUGUUUUUGAGGAAGUACUACAGAGAGGCUAACAUCAAGCUCUCUAAACUGCUCUAUAAGACGGGUCAGGUUCUGCCCGGCUGGCUCAGAGAGGACCUGCUCAACAUCAGGUAACAGAGGCUCAAACGUCUGAAGUGCCCCGAGACUCAGGAGGAGCAAACCACUUCUGACUGAAGAUUGUUCUUACUUAGACGAGUUUGAACUAAAAACCCACUUAGUUCUUUAAAACUCACAGAUACUAAUUUCGUAAUUAUUUAAAGGCCAGUAAUUAUGAACUGACUCGUAUCUGACUGCGCUGAACUAAUAUGAAGAUCUUGAAACAUGUUGCUGCAGAAACAGAGACUCUGGAACUUGUACAAUAUUUUUUACUCAACAAAUUUGAUAAGGACUCAAUAUGAUUUUGUAAAGUCAGAAAUCAUGCCAACGAACUGUGAAGUUUGAUAUGGACAUUAACAUUUUUAAAAAUUAUUUUUAGCUAAUUCUUUGUUUUUGUUUGCUCGGGAUGGUUUUACAUUUUCUAACGUGGACUUUUGAAGGAGUCAAAUUACUUACCUUCAUGUUGCUUUAAACAGAAGACUUUCUUACUUAGAAAAAUUGUUGAGCUCCAACAGUGACAGAAAGAGUCUCAUCAAACAGUAGUGCGCUAUAACCCACCUCUUCAUGAUUCUUGUGAUGCCUAAAUGACAAACAGACUGAAAUUUCAUUAUGUAAGAUGAAUUAUAUAAAAUAUCUCUUGUGUUCCUUGGAAGAAUGUCAUACAGGUUCAAACAAAAAGUGUGAAAAAUCAUUGUUUUUGGGUGAAUUGUCCAUUCUCAUCUUACAAUUUAAAGUGCCAUUUAAGUGUGUUUUUUUGUGUGGGAGCAGCCUGUUAAUGUCAGUUUGUUGGUUUAUUUUUUUCAUUAAACAGAAAACUGGUGAUUUUAUUUUAAGAUAAAUGUGUUAUUAAAGCAAUAGCUCACCCACAACCACAAACCGUAUCUUGUUUGCUCUCGAUGUCUCUCGAUGGACACCAAAUGUUUUUCUUUUCGGUGAAACUGAACACACCACGGGCUCUCACAUCUGCAUUUUUAUUUAUUUAUAUAGGCUACUUUUUUUUUCCAUAAAGGUCACCUGCCAUUUGUGUUUACUAGAACUGGUUAUGUAUUUCUGUCAUGCAUGAAUGUGAAAUAGUAUAUUGAAUAUUGGGCCAAUGUUUAAAAAAUAACGUGACAUCUUGAAAAACCUGUCACUGUUUUAUUACUACAGGGGUUAUAUGGUAGCUCCCAAAAACAGGGAUAUUAACACAGUUUCUAAGGAUUAUUGAUAUGGUCGUUUGAAUAUACUUAGGCAGAUCGAAGCAUCUCUCACUACAUGAUUCAGGAAUUAAUUCUCAUGUUUUCUUUGCCUGAGAUCUGACCUGGUCAAACACAUGCAGAUUACAGCAAAAUAAACCACACUGUUACUAAAACUGGAAA